UUUACAUCUAGGACAUCCUAGCUGACACUGCCCUGGCACACAGGAUGUAGGUGGGAGCUGUGGAAGGGCUUGUUUCAAAAUUACAGAUCUCGAGCCUGAGGUAAGGUAGUAGUUUUCGAGCGCCAUCAUGGCGCGGGAGCAGGGCUUUGUUCUCCUCUCCUCUCUGGUCCUGGCCAUUGCCUUCGCCACGUCAGGGGUGUCUGCCAUCACCAGUCCUGCCGAUGUCACUGCCAUCAGGAAUCUUUACACCGCCCUUGGGAGGCCCGCUAAGCUGGCGCUUUGGGCAGAUCCACUUUUGGCGCUUGACCCGUGUAACGGCACCGGCCCCGCUGUUCCCUCAAUCAACUGCACGCUCGCGGCGCCACCAGCGACAUAUGUGAUCACAACUGUGGAUUUGAGGAACACAGGUCCUUACAGUGGGGUCGCUCCCCCAGAGAUCGGAGCCUUCCCCAGCCUGCAAAACCUCUAUCUCACGGGCCUCAACUUUUCUGGCAUUCCCACCGCCGUUGGGGGGCUGCAACAACUUCAAACUCUGGCCAUCGACAACAAUGUCAUCACCACGCUACCCAAUGAACUUGCCAACAUUAAGAACCUUACGUCUCUCACCCUGGGCGGAAACCAGUUUUCUAUUCUGCCACCCGUUGUCCCGCUGCUGACCAGCCUCAUCCGCCUAGAUCUGAGCUAUAACUACUGGGCGCAGCCCUUCCCAGAGACCAUGGGCAACUUGAGAAGUCUCCAGGCCUUCAUCGCAAUGAGCUCCAACCUCCAGACUGCGUUUGGCGGACCUUACUUCCCAGCUUGGAUGCUCAACCUCAAAGUCCUUGGAGAGAUCAUUCUGGAUUUCAACCCUACUUUUGGAGCAACCCUGAAUGCCACUCUUGGCACUUUGCCCCUGCUUGGAUACCUCAGCUGUGUACAAUGUGGACUCAAAGGCCCCAUCCCCGCAACAUUUGGACAGUCCCAGUACCUUGGGGCACUCCACCUGUCCAACAACUUUUUGAACGGCACCAUCCCCCCUCCUUUGGGAAAUCUGUCCCUCUAUCUCCACGAUCUGAAGUUGGACCAGAACAACUUGACUGGCCCAAUCCCUCCGGAGCUGGCCAAGCUCCAGACGGUGUACCUGGACCUGAGCUCCAACCAACUGAAUGGCACCCUGCCCCUCGAGUUUUACAACGCCACGGGCGUCAUCUAUCUGCAAAACAAUCAGCUCACGGGGCCACUGCCCUACUUCCUGAACAAAACGGCGGCCCAGUUCAUCGUCACCAACAACAAGUUCUGCUCGAACGUCAUUGGUCAGCUCUGCGGCAACGUGACGGACUCCUAUAUCUUGAGAGCUCUCCGGUACUCGCUAGGCAACCCGCCGCUGCUCCGCAACUGGACGGGCGAUGCUCCCUGCAACUCGUCCUGGGCCGGGGUGACCUGCAACUCUACGACAGGGGAGUCGGCAGUGGCGGUGAAUGCAUCACGGGUUCAGGCGUUUGGGACCAUCCCCGACGUCAUCGGCGGCCUCACCGGCCUGCAGAGCCUGGACCUGAGCUACAACAGCAUCAUCGGCUCUCUCCCCUCGUCGCUGGGCAAUUUGACGAACCUGGUGACGCUGCUGCUGAACAACAACGCCCUGAACGGGAGCAUCCCCGCGUCCCUGGCCGCGCUGCCCAGCCUGCAGACGGUCGACCUGUCGUACAACCGGUAUCCCGCGGGGGCGCUGCCAGCCGGCCUCACCAACGUGACCAACAUCAACAACCAGACGGCAGCGGUAGCUCGUUAGCUUGACUCAAGUGAAGACAAGGUGGCUAUGAGGCUCAUCUCGGGCAGUUACCCGGGUCUAGGUGGAAUGAUACCAGAUUAGCAAGGGGCUGCCUGCCAAGGCAAAGGACAUCCGGUCUUGGCAAGUGUCCAAUAGGCUUUUACUGCGGAUCUUAACUUAUUGAGGACUGCACCUAAAAUUCUAGAUUAGUUGGAGAAAAGAGUGUCGAGUCUUUGUUUUACCGUUGCUGUUGUUGCCAACUCUUAUCUUAUAUCAACUGUCAUACGUUUUAUCGCGCUAAGCCAAAGCUGGAUUGCUACGAUCGCUUUUUUGAGCCUUUCUAACUAUUGGCCCGGGCGGCUGUCUCGAU
Messenger RNA from Klebsormidium nitens, 2117 nucleotides. The record is from the annotation of a GenBank genome assembly. NCBI's taxonomy places the organism in Eukaryota, Viridiplantae, Streptophyta, Klebsormidiophyceae, Klebsormidiales, Klebsormidiaceae.